This is a messenger RNA of Gadus chalcogrammus (walleye pollock), 1652 nucleotides long. RefSeq names its product RAR-related orphan receptor B (gene rorb). Gene Ontology annotation, cellular component: nucleus. The record is from RefSeq and is a predicted model, not a curated record. Gene Ontology annotation, molecular function: RNA polymerase II cis-regulatory region sequence-specific DNA binding; nuclear receptor activity; zinc ion binding. Lineage: Eukaryota; Metazoa; Chordata; Actinopteri; Gadiformes; Gadidae. The transcript is spliced from 9 exons. Gene Ontology annotation, biological process: regulation of transcription by RNA polymerase II. The coding region runs from base 108 to 1652 and encodes 514 amino acids.
UCAGGAGGUACAGCAGGUUGGCCGGUAACCUGAAGGUUGCUAGUUCGAUCCCCGGCUCUUUCCAGCUCGAGUGACGAGGUGUCCCUGAGCAAGCCUACUAAAGCCUGAUGUGUGUGAAUGUGUGCAUUAACCGUUUAUUAGGCUGCUAUAUGCUAAAUGCUAAAUGUCAAUGUCUGCUCUCCUCCACAGCCCAAAUUGAAGUCAUACCCUGCAAAAUAUGCGGGGACAAAUCCUCCGGGAUACAUUACGGAGUGAUUACCUGCGAAGGAUGUAAGGGUUUCUUCAGACGCAGUCAGCAGAACAAUGCGGCGUACUCCUGCCCCCGCCAGAGGAACUGCCUCAUCGACCGGACCAACCGCAACCGCUGCCAGCACUGUCGCCUGCAGAAGUGUCUGGCCCUCGGGAUGUCCCGGGAUGCGGUGAAGUUCGGCCGCAUGUCCAAGAAGCAGCGUGACAGCCUGUACGCCGAGGUGCAGAAGCACCAGGCUCGGCUGCUGGAGCAGCGGCAGCAGCAGACGGGCGAGGCGGAGGCCCUGGCGCGCGUCUACUCCUCCAGCCUCACCAACGGCCUCCCCACCCUCAACCACGAGAUCGGCGGCACCUACGCCAACGGCCACGUCAUCGAGCUGCCCAAGGGCGGCGCCCACGGCAACGGGGUCAACGGCGGGGUCAACGGCCUCGGGGGCGGAGGCGGCGGCGGCGGCGGGCUCCUCCCGGGCGGGUAUUAUGGGAUGGACUCGACCCAGCCGUCCCCCGACCAGUCAGGGCUGGACAUGUCCGGGAUGAAGCACAUCAAGCAGGAGCCGGUGUACGACCUGACGCCCAUGCCCAACCUGUUCAGCUACGGGGGCUACCAGGACCCCCCGAUGGGCCCGCACAACGUCAGCAUGGGAGACCUGGACCGCAUCGCCCAGAACAUCAUCAAGUCCCACCUGGAGACGUGUCAGUACACUGCCGAGGAGCUUCAGCAGCUCGCCUGGCAGACGCACUCCUACGAAGACGUCAAGAUGUACCAGAACAAGACGCGGGACGUGCUGUGGCAGCAGUGUGCCAUCCAGAUCACCCACGCGAUACAGUACGUGGUGGAGUUUGCCAAGCGGAUCUCAGGGUUCAUGGAGCUGUGCCAGAACGACCAGAUUCUACUGCUCAAGUCAGGUUGUCUGGAAGUUGUGCUGGUGAGGAUGUGUCGUGCGUUCAACCCUCUGAACAACACUGUGCUGUUCGAGGGAAAGUAUGGUGGCAUGCAGAUGUUCAAGGCACUAGGUUGCGAUGACUUGGUGAGUGCCGUGUUUGACUUUGCCAAGAGCCUGUGUUCCCUGCAGCUGACAGAGGAGGAGAUCGCCCUCUUCUCGGCGGCCGUGCUCAUCUCCACAGACCGGCCGUGGCUGAUGGAGCCACGCAAGGUGCAGAAGCUUCAGGAGAAGAUCUACUUUGCGCUGCAGCACAUCAUGCAGAAGAACCACAUGGAUGAGGACGCGCUGGCCAAGCUGAUCAGCCGUAUCCCCACGCUGUCGGCUCUCUGCACGCUGCACACCGAGGAGCUGCAGGCCUUCCAGCAGCUGCACCCGGAGACGGUCAACGUCCUGUUCCCGCCGCUGUACAAGGAGCUCUUCAACCCCGACCCCAACUCCGCCAUGUCCCUGCCCAAGUGA